Phaeodactylum tricornutum CCAP 1055/1 is the source of this 1918-nucleotide messenger RNA. RefSeq lists its product with no specific name. Gene Ontology annotation, biological process: transmembrane transport. The record is from RefSeq and is a predicted model, not a curated record. Gene Ontology annotation, molecular function: transmembrane transporter activity. The transcript has a single exon. Gene Ontology annotation, cellular component: membrane. Lineage: Eukaryota; Bacillariophyta; Bacillariophyceae; Surirellales; Neidiaceae. The coding region runs from base 245 to 1918 and encodes 557 amino acids.
CGUUUCACGACUGACGAUGACCUGCGUCUAUUUCGGCGCGUCCGCAUCCUCCUGCGGGAUGUUGCCGCUCCUCGCAAUCCUGAUAUGCAGUGAUAGAGUAAUUAACUGUAAGGCGCCGCUGCAACUGGAUUUUUUCUUUCAUUUGAGCGAAGGCAGUUCCUAAAGCUCGACGAUCCACAAAAAGUCAUCUGAAAAACGCUUACAAGCUGUUUCACCUCUUCCGCUACGACUAGCAAUAAUCAGUAUGCUCACAGCGGACAAGCGGCCGACGCAGCGCUACGAACAAGUCGUCACUGAGAUCGAUCACUGUUCAGACGCUGAGGAACAGCCGGUAGACCUUGACACAAAUCACAACAUUACGCAUCUACCUUCUCCAUUGCCUCUGGUAGAAAAUGAAGAUCUGUUUUCAACCGCCCCAAAUUUAAAGAGCCACAACGAUAACGACUUGGAAUACAUUUCCACUGAUGUUGCUUUGGAGAGAAUCGGUAUGGGAGCAUUUCAAAUACGUAUUUUGAUUGCUUCUGGACUUUGUUUUGCGGCUGAUGCCAUGCAGGUGAUUUUACUUAGCUUCCUCUCGCUUGUCGUCCAAGACCUUUGGUCGCUCAGCAACGACUUGACAGCGAUGAUAACCAGUUCAUUGUUCGCCGGUAGCAUGUUAGGUACACUGAUUCUUGGUCCAUUGGCCGAUUCCUGGGGACGUCGACCCGUGUUUAUGCUGGCAUCUUCCAUAAUUUCCUUCUUUGGUUUCGCCACCUCAGCAGCGACAAACUAUGGUAUGUUGACUGCCACGAUUUUUGGGGUCGGGGUUGGUGUUGGCGGUUUAACCGUGCCGUUUGAUAUUCUUGCAGAAUUUUUGCCCUCGUCGCAGCGAGGUACAAAUUUGCUUAAGAUUGAGUAUUUUUGGACCAUCGGCUGUCUUUUUGUAGUUGGUAUUGCCUACAUGACACUUCGUGGUGAAGUACCCCAUUGGAGAUUAUUUGUGGCGACUUGUUCGGUUCCUUGUCUUGUAUCCCUCGUUCUUGGAUACUGCUGGGUACCCGAGUCAGCGCAAUGGUUAUGUGCGGAAGGUCGUACAGAUGAAGCCUUGGAGAUUUUACGACACGCUGCCGCUCUCAAUGGCCUAGAAAAGGAUGAGGUGUUUCCCAGCAACACGAAGUUGUUGCAGGACGAAGACGAAAAAGACGCUUCUUUGGCCGAUCUCUUUACUCCGAAGUGGAGGGAAACAACUUUGCGAUUGUGGGGUGCCUGGGGUUCGUUCGCAUUUGGUUACUACGGUACGCUCCUUGCCAUUACCAAGGUAUUUGCGGAAGCUGAAACUAUAAAUCGAGUAGCGGUAGGUGACGAAGAGCCUUAUAGCUUCGAUUACGGCGCCAUUUUUGCUAGCAGUACAGCUGAGCUGGUUGGAACCACAAUGGUCAUUUUUGCGGUCGACAGAAUUGGCCGUAUCCCCUCCCAAGUGUUCAGUUAUCUUAUUGCGGGCCUCUCCGUUUGUGCGCUCUGUGUCUUCGCCUCGUGGGGAUUUCCUCGGUACGCUUUGAUCGGUCUGAGUUUUAUAGCCCGAAUCUUUGAAAUGGCCGCUACGUGCGUUACAUGGGUGAGUACGGCGGAAAUUCUGACAACCGAAGUUCGUUCCACUGGACAUUCAACGGCCAACGCCAUGGCACGCUUAGGAGCCAUCUUUUGUCCCUAUCUGGUUCAAGGAAGUGCUUCACUUACGCAAAUUGGAAUCGUUAUGCUGUUGGUACACUUCUUUACGGCCUUUUGUGUUUCAACAUUACCGGAAACUAAAGGAAAAGGCAUGGGCGCUGUAUCGGAAGACCAGCCAGUGGAUUCGGCCAUUAAUAGGCUCAACCUUUUGCCUCUAGAGACGAACGACUGCAAUGAAGACGACCUUGUCAUUCAAGGCGAAUUGAGUUAA